Messenger RNA from Paraphaeosphaeria sporulosa, 756 nucleotides. RefSeq lists its product as uncharacterized. The coding region runs from base 1 to 756 and encodes 251 amino acids. The transcript has a single exon. NCBI's taxonomy places the organism in Eukaryota, Fungi, Ascomycota, Dothideomycetes, Pleosporales, Didymosphaeriaceae. The record is from RefSeq and is a predicted model, not a curated record.
AUGUCCACCAAGCUCUUCGCCUUCACGUCCCUCCUCGCCCUCGCGGCAUCCCGCCCUACAAUUUCAACACGCCGCGCAGAGUCCUCCGAAUGCUGGCAAACCAAUCCCGGCACCGUCUUCUACAGCUGCUCCAACGGCUACAAGGGCUGCUUCUACCAAGACCCCUGCAGCCUCCCACCGCUCUCUUCCACCGGCCCCACCCCUACCACGCCUCCUCCCACAACCUCCUCGGAGACCCCGGUCGAAAUCCACGAACUCACCAAACCCCGCUCCUUCAACAUCUAUGUCCUCAGCGAAGCCCAGCACAACGUCCAAGACCAGGUCGGCCAUGUUGACCUGAACAAGCCUGAGGGCAGUGCGAUCACAACUACGAAUGCACUCGUCUUUGACAACGUUCCCGCCGGUGCAAAAAACUGCAAGCUGAACUGGCGCAGCACUGCGCCCAACGAUGAAAACAACUUUACCGUCAAGGGCUCCGGCCAAGCCUACACCCGCCAACUUACCGGUUUUCCUUCCAAGACUGAAAUUGUGAGCUACGAUGGGCUGAAGAAGUACCAAGACCCGAGCGCGGAGUGGAGCCCGAGUCUGGACUUUACCGGAUGGACAGAGCAGCCUACCAGCCACGGAGGGCCAAGCCUCGAGUGCGGAAGCCAGGUUGCGUUGGAGAUCAAGGGCAGCGAUGUGGGCGAGGGGGAGAACAGGGUGUUUAUUACCUUGACGGAGACGAAUGGGUUCUAUCUGACGUACGAGUUGUAG